Messenger RNA from Pristis pectinata (smalltooth sawfish), 1195 nucleotides. It is a transcript of the gene taf12, whose product is annotated as TAF12 RNA polymerase II, TATA box binding protein (TBP)-associated factor. Lineage: Eukaryota; Metazoa; Chordata; Chondrichthyes; Rhinopristiformes; Pristidae. The record is from RefSeq and is a predicted model, not a curated record. Gene Ontology annotation, cellular component: transcription factor TFIID complex; SLIK (SAGA-like) complex; SAGA complex. The coding region runs from base 176 to 814 and encodes 212 amino acids. The transcript is spliced from 8 exons. Gene Ontology annotation, biological process: RNA polymerase II preinitiation complex assembly; DNA-templated transcription initiation. Gene Ontology annotation, molecular function: TBP-class protein binding; protein heterodimerization activity; DNA binding.
UCGGCGCGCAGGCCUCAGGCUUUCGGCGGGCUGCGGGUUGCGCCGCUGAGCGGCUGGACCGGCAUGGGCGAGUAGCGGCUGGGCUGGUGAAGCCAGGCCUGGUCAACCCAGUCACUCACAGAAAUCCUGCCAAUUCAGGAAUCUGUCUUGAACCUCUCGAUGGCAGCAUGUCACAAUGAACUCUUCAUUAUCUGGGCCUACAGCAGUAGCUGAUGUGAUUAAAGAUCUAGACACUCAGAUAGCACUAAUUGGUCCUGGCCCACACACCCCAAAACAGAAACAGGAUUUGGAGAAACUUAAUGAUUUAAAGGCCAAAGCCCAACAGAUUAUGAACCAGUUUGGACCUGCAACUCUAAUAAACUUGACAAACUUUCCCUCAAUAAAGCCUGAUCCAUCCAGUACACCGCCACCAAAUACAAUGGCUAAUAGUACUGCUGUGGUGAAGAUACCUGGAACACCAGGCUCAGGAGGACGUAUGAGCCCAGAAGGCAACCAGGUCCUGAGCAAGAAGAAACUCCAGGAUCUGGUACGGGAAAUUGAUCCGAAUGAACAACUUGAUGAAGAUGUUGAGGAAAUGCUUUUGCAGAUUGCUGAUGAUUUUAUUGAAAGCGUAGUGAGUGCAGCUUGUCAACUAGCACGUCACCGGAAGUCAAACACACUGGAAGUAAAGGAUGUUCAGUUGCAUCUUGAACGCCAGUGGAAUAUGUGGAUACCAGGAUUUGGUUCAGAUGAAAUUAGGCCCUAUAAGAAGGCCUGCACAACAGAAGCUCAUAAACAGAGAAUGGCACUAAUACGCAAAACAACCAAAAAAUAAAGCUUUGAAGAAGAGAUCAUUUCUACAACAAAGUUCUGAACAUCACAACACAUUCUCAGGCUUAACCUCCAGUUCUGCAGAGGAACCUGUAAUGGCUGAUGUGUGUUUUUUGUGAAAAUGGACUAAUGACAUAACUUUGUACUCGUACCAACACACUGUAGCUACAUGUUUGGUGCUUGAUUCUCCUUCCCGAAUACAAACUUUAAGGACUUGUACAAAGUGAAUGGUAUGUGUGCGUGUGUGUGAAACUGUGCCGUUUCUUUGUUGAUUAAUGGUAGUGUGAUCUAUUGGGACUUGGUGGAGUGUUAAGUAGUUGGUUUUCAUAUCUUUGUAUAGAGGUAAUGUUGACCAUUUUUGCCAAUAAAAUAUUACUCAACUUGA